AUGCCCGUCAAUGAGGUAUGGGUUAAGCAGCAGAGCCAGCACUCCAAGUGGAACUUGAGGGCUUGGACCUGUCAAGAGGCAGCCUUAUCAAUGAGGAGAUCCCACUUUACCGGCCACUUUGCCCUUUUGGAGACUGGCAACGGAGGAGAAAGCUACAUCAAAGGCCUUCCAGAUCCAGUAUGCCCAACGAACGGGUCUAUAUGGGAUGGCUUACUACUAUAUAGGUCAUAUGCGAUCCCAUAUGCGGCAAUUUAUGCAAAACGAGAGCUUGCUUUCGAGGCGGACGCCUUUAGCGCAUAA
Messenger RNA from Colletotrichum orchidophilum, 300 nucleotides. RefSeq lists its product as uncharacterized. The coding region runs from base 1 to 300 and encodes 99 amino acids. The transcript has a single exon. NCBI's taxonomy places the organism in Eukaryota, Fungi, Ascomycota, Sordariomycetes, Glomerellales, Glomerellaceae. The record is from RefSeq and is a predicted model, not a curated record.